Microdochium trichocladiopsis is the source of this 1554-nucleotide messenger RNA. Its product is annotated as peptidase C1B, bleomycin hydrolase. Bases 1 to 1554 code for a protein of 517 amino acids. Gene Ontology annotation, molecular function: cysteine-type aminopeptidase activity. The record is from RefSeq and is a predicted model, not a curated record. Gene Ontology annotation, biological process: response to toxic substance; L-homocysteine catabolic process; proteolysis. NCBI's taxonomy places the organism in Eukaryota, Fungi, Ascomycota, Sordariomycetes, Xylariales, Microdochiaceae. Gene Ontology annotation, cellular component: cytoplasm. The transcript is spliced from 2 exons.
AUGCGCGAUGACCACCAUGACGGCGAGGACAAUGACUAUGUCCGUGUCGACACUCACAACAACGAAAAGAGCUCCCGUUCUUCGGGGCUGGACCUGGCCCACCGGCAGCCGGAGGGCCUCGAGGUGGAUGCGCUGGCGAGCUGGCAGCGGCAGAUGCUCGAGGACCCCAAGAACCAACUGGCCCUGGCAGCACUGAGCACCGCGGACCCCAAGACGGUCCUCAUGUCCCGUGCGGCCAAGAUCUCUGACCAGCACGUCUUCAACGUGCGCAUCCCGUUCGAGGGCGCGCCCAUCACCAACCAGCGCCGGUCCGGGCGGUGCUGGCUCUUCGCCUCGACCAACACGUUCCGCGUGGCGCUCAUGAAGCGCUACAACCUCGACAGCUUCGAGCUCUCGCAGGCGUACCUGUUCUUCUGGGACAAGCUGGAAAAGGCCAACUACUUCCUCGAGAACAUCAUCCAGACGGCGGACCAGGAUCUCGAGGGCCGGCUGGUCCAGCGCCUGCUGCAGGACCCCGUGAGCGACGGCGGCCAGUGGGACAUGGCUUAUAACUUAAUUUUUAAAUAUGGAGUUUGCCCUCAGGCGCUCUACCCGGACUCGUUCAACGCCAUGUCGAGCUCGAGCCUCAACUACAUUGUGGUUGCCAAGCUGCGCGAGUAUGCCAUCACCCUGCGCAACAUCAUUAACAACAACAACGACAAGCACGAGUCUGCCAAAAACAGCACCGCCUCGCUCCUCGCCGACGCCAAGGCCAAGAUGAUGCGCGAGAUCCAGCUGAUCCUGACCGUCACCCUGGGCCCGCCGCCCAGCAGCACCGACAAGUUCGUCUGGGAAUACCUGGACAAGGACCAGAAGCCGCACACCCUGCACGCCACGCCGCUCGAGUUCGCCAGGGACAUCUGGAGCCCCGGGUACCGGGUCGCCUCUGCCGAGACCAUUGCGAGCCUCGUCUCGCUCGUGCACGACCCGCGCCACGAACCCCUGACGCUCAUGACGGUCGACCGGCUCGGCAACAUUGUCGGCGGCCGCGGGGUGACGUACAUCAACGUGUCCAUGGCGGACCUCAAGCAGGCGUGCGUGGCGACCCUCCGGGCGGGUAUCCCCAUCUUCUUCGGCUCCGACGUGGGCAAGUUCAGCAACACCGCCGCGGGCAUCAUGGACCUCGACCUGAUUGACUACCGGCUCGGCUUCAACACGGACAUCCUCGGUCCGAGCAGCAGCAGCAGCAGCAGCAACAGCAGCAGGAGGGAAUCCGCUGCCCUGAGCAAGGCGGACCGCCUGCGCACGGGCGAGUCGGCCAUGACGCACGCCAUGGUGCUCACGGCGGUCCACGUCGACGAGGAGUCCGGGCGGCCGGUCCGGUGGCGCGUGCAGAACAGCUGGGGCGAGGACGUGGGCGAGAAGGGCUGGUUCGUCAUGAGCGACGCCUGGAUGGAAGAGUUUGUCUACCAGGCCGUCGUGCACCCCAAGUUCCUGUCCCGCGAGGUCCGCGACGUGCUCAAGAAGGAGCCCGUCGUGCUGCCGCUGUGGGAUCCCAUGGGGGCUCUUGCUUGA